UCAAACUCAGGUCCUUAUGCUUGCAAGGCAGGCAGCAUCAAUUAUGCUUUUUAAUGAAACCAAAUUCAAGCUUCAAAAUGCUGCCUAAGUACAAUCAAUUGAAGGACUCAAUGCCAUGAAAAUAAGAUUUGAAACGAGCUAUUAUUAUCUAUGUUGUAGCAAAAUCAUUCAUUAGAUAUUUGUCUGCCCCAGUAUUUAGUGAAUGGUGAUCUCCUAGGCUCCCUCUAUAAGCUCUGCUUUAGAAACAAUGCACAGUUGCCCUUCCAGUGACCCAGCGGAAGAACCAGUGCUCCUCUUCUUCUUUAGCAGUGUCAAUCUAGCAUCAGAAUUGCUGUCUGAAAAAAUGUGCAUACACAUGGAUUUAAUGACAAAGACAUGGAGUUAAUAUUUUAAGGAUUCAGCCCCAUUCUUUGCUUUUGCUUUGUUUUGUUUUUGAGACAGGGUCUCACUAUGCAGUUCAGGAUGGCCUUGAAGUCACUUCAUAGCCCACACUAGUCUUGGACUCAUGACAUUCCUCCUGCCUUAGCCUCCAGAGUGCUGGGAUUACAUACAUGUACCACCACACCUGGCUCUCAGUUCAGCUUUUUAUGAGAGGAGUUGAGAUAUCCCAGGCUGUGACUCUCAACUUUUCUUCAAGAAAUAUAUGUGUGAUCAUUUAGGAAGCAGUGACCUUUGAGGAUGUGGCUGUGAACUUCACCAUGGAAGAGUGGGCUUUGCUGAAUGUAUCUCAAAAGAAGCUCUACAGAGAUGUGAUGGGGGAAACCUUUAGGAAUAUAGCUGCUAUAGGAAGAGCCAGGGAUAAGCAGGAAGUUGAAGAAGAGUACAAAAAUAACUGGAGAAAUCUAAGAGAUGAAGAGAUAGAGAAAUGCUUUCAAAAUAGAGGUUGGAAUCAAUAUAAAGAAAUAUUCCUUUGGACUCCAGAUGCUAAUGUGGACAUGAAACAAGCUACUUUAAAGCCAGCUGAAAGCAUUGAUUGCAGAAAGCCCCUGAUUGAGCACUUGUCACUAAAUGUGCCCAUCAUAGAUCACACUGCACUGAAAAUGUAUGAGUACUUGGGAUUGGAAGAGAAGCUAUACAAAUGUGAUGAGCAUGGAAGAACCUGUGAUGAUUUCCAGUCCUUUCAGAGGGAUGCAAGGACAAAGACUGGAGAAAAACCCUGUGGAUAUGAUCAAUGUGGGAAAUCGUGCUGUGAUCUUAGCAAAAGAACUCAGCUUAGAGAGAAGACCUCUGUGUAUAAGAAAACUUUGAAAGCCUCUAGCACACGUCAUGAUGUUCCGAUCCAUGAAAGAAAUCACAAUGGGAGGAAACCCUACAUAUGUAGGCAAUGUGGGAAAGCUUUCAGUAGGCGUCAACAUUGUAAACAACAUGAAAGAAUUCACACUGGGGAGAAACCCUAUGUAUGUAAGCAAUGUGGGAAAGCUUUUAGUACCCAAGGUUAUUGUAAAAUACAUGAAAGAAAUCACACAGGGGAGAAACCCUAUAUAUGUAAACAAUGUGGGAAAGCUUUUAGUACACAAGAUUAUUGUAAAAAACAUGAAAGGAAUCACAUAGGAGAGAAACCCUAUGUAUGUGAGCAGUGUGGUAAAGCUUUUAGUACACAUCGUGAGUGUCAAAAACAUGAAAGAACUCACACUGGGGAGAAACCCUAUGUAUGUAAACAAUGUGGGAAAGCUUUUAGUACACAAGAUUAUUGUAAAAUACAUGAAAGAAUUCACACUGGGGAGAAACCCUAUGUAUGUAAACAAUGUGGGAAAACUUUUAGUACACAAUGUCAUUGUAAAAAACAUGAAAGAAAUCACACUGGGGAGAAACCUUAUGUAUGUAAGCAAUGUGGUAAAGCUUUUAGUACACAAGGUUAUUGUAAAAUACAUGAAAGAAUUCACACAGGGGAGAAACCCUAUGUAUGUAAGCAAUGUGGGAAAGCUUUUAGUACACAAGGUUAUUGUAAAAUACAUGAAAGAAAUCACACAGGGGAGAAACCCUAUGUAUGUAAGCAAUGUGGGAAAGCUUUCAGUCAGCGUGAGCAUUGUAAACAACAUGAAAGAUACCACACUGGGGAAAAACCUUAUGCAUGUAAGCAAUGUGGGAAGGCUUUCAGCAGACAUAGUCAUUGUCAAAUACAUGAAAAAACUCACACUGUGGAUAAACCCUAUGUAUGUAAGCUGUGUGGGAAAGCCUUUAUUAUACAGCGUUAUUAUAAAAUACAUGAAAGAACUCAUACUGGGGAGAAACCCUAUGUAUGUAAGCAAUGCGGAAAAGCUUUUAGUACACAAGAUUAUUGUAAAAAACAUGAAAAAAUUCACACAGGAGAGAAACCCUAUGUAUGCAAGCAAUGUGGGAAAGCAUUUAGCACACAAUGUUGUUGUAAAAAACAUGAAAGAACUCACACUGGAGAGAAACCCUAUGUAUGCAAGCAAUGUGGGAAAGCUUUUAGUAAACAAGAUUAUUGUAAAAUACAUGAAAGGCAUCACACUGAGGAGAAACCCUAUGUAUGUAAACAAUGUGGGAAAGGUUUCAGUCACCGUGAACAUUGUAAGCAACAUGAAAGAUAUCACCCUGGGGAAAAACCUUAUGUAUGCAAGCAAUGUGGGAAGGCUUUCAGCAGACACAGUUAUUGUCAAAUACAUGAAAGAACUCACACUGGGGGAAAAUCUUAUGUAUGUAAGCAGUGUGGAAAAGCUUUUACUACACAAGGUUAUUGUAAAAUACAUGAGAGAAAUCACAAGGGAGAAACCCUAUGUAUAUAGACAAUGUGGAAAAGCUUUCUGCAUUCCUGGUGUUGCCAAAGAUGUAAAAAUUUAAAAUAGGGAGAAACCAUAUGUAUAUAAGCAUUGUAGGAAUGCUUUCAGUAGACACAUGUAUUAUCAAAUACAUGAAACAAGUCUCACUGGGGAGAAACUAUAUAAGCCUUUUUUGAAAAUCCCAUGAAAAUUUCUUGUGUAGUAGAGACCUGUAGGAAUAAUUAAUACAAAAAGCUUGAUAUCAAUAUUUCUCCAUAAAAUUUCCAGAAAAUACAAUCCCAGAUAGCCUAAAGUAAAUGCAUUGUUUUUCAGUAAACCACUUAAAUAUCUGAUUGUGUACCUACAGUGUUUAAUAUAAAAAUACUGAGUUGAUGUAAUUAGGUUUUUUUGUUUUUGCUUUUGUUUUUUUUAGUUUGAGCUUAAUACAUUACCUUUUAACUAAGGAUGGAGAAUUGAAAUGUAUUUUUUUGCUUUCAAGUAGUGUUAGUAUUUAUGUAGUUUUUAUUUAAUAUUUACAAUUGGGAGGUCUAGGCCACUAAAAAACUAAAAAACUUAAUUUUAUCAAUUGCUAUUUGUAAUUAGGAUUAUGCCACUACCUUUGUUAUAUAUUUUUUGAUGUAUGCUCUGUAUUCUGUGUAACAAAAGAUAUUUUUAAAUUUUAUACCAUAUUUUAUAUUAUGACAUAAUUUCAGAGACUUCUGAACAUGUUUUUUUACAGUUGAUUUUCACUCAACUUAUAGUUAGCACAUUGUUCCUCAUUCUAUGACAAGAUA
This is a messenger RNA of Fukomys damarensis (Damara mole-rat), 3514 nucleotides long. Its product is annotated as zinc finger protein 14. Gene Ontology annotation, molecular function: RNA polymerase II cis-regulatory region sequence-specific DNA binding; DNA-binding transcription factor activity, RNA polymerase II-specific. The transcript is spliced from 3 exons. The record is from RefSeq and is a predicted model, not a curated record. Bases 699 to 2747 code for a protein of 682 amino acids. Gene Ontology annotation, biological process: negative regulation of transcription by RNA polymerase II; regulation of immune system process; regulation of cytokine production. NCBI's taxonomy places the organism in Eukaryota, Metazoa, Chordata, Mammalia, Rodentia, Bathyergidae.